This is a messenger RNA of Onthophagus taurus, 956 nucleotides long. RefSeq names its product valacyclovir hydrolase. NCBI's taxonomy places the organism in Eukaryota, Metazoa, Arthropoda, Insecta, Coleoptera, Scarabaeidae. The record is from RefSeq and is a predicted model, not a curated record. Gene Ontology annotation, molecular function: serine hydrolase activity.
UUUGGGUUGCCUAUUUUACCCGUGAUAAAACCGUCAUACGAUUUUCUUCAUUUUAAAAACAAGGUCACGUAUUUUUAGGUGAUUCCACAGUACAAAAUGUUAUCUUUUAGUUGUAAACUCCUAAAAAUUCCUUCUUCUAAUAGAAAUUUAAUUGUAAAUUUAUGCAAAUAUUCUACUAUAAAGGAAACUAAAAUUCAAGUAAAAAAUCAAACGAUAAAUUAUGUGAAAGAAGGAAAUGGUCCCCAUAAAAUCCUCUGUUGCCCUGGUGCUCUUGGAACAAUUUGGAGUGAUUUUAAACCACAAAUAGAGAAGUUAGAUAAGAAUCAAUUUACAAUAAUCGCAUGGGAUCCUCCGGGAUAUGGAUUUAGUAGACCACCGAAUCGAGUUUUUAACAAAGAAUUUUAUAGAAACGAUGCUGAUAUGGCUUUUGAAUUUAUGAAAACGUUAGGGGAGGAUAAUUAUUCCAUUUUAGGGUGGAGUGAUGGUGGAAUUUCAGCAAUGAUUUUAGCAGCUAAAUACCCCCAAGUCUUGCGUAAAUUAGUCACCUGGGGAUCAAAUGCUUACAUUAUCGAAUGGGAAUAUCAACAAUAUGAAAAAAUUCGCGAUGUAAGUAAAUGGUCGGAAAGAAUGCGUGCACCAUUGGUAAAAUUGUAUGGAAAUGAUGGCUUGCAAAAGAUGUGGGGAAGUUGGUGUGAUGCAGUUGGGGAAUUAUACAAAAACGGAGGCGAUAUUUGCAAAGCAGAUUUAGUAAAGAUAAAGUGCCCUACUUUUAUAUUACAUGGUGAUAAAGAUCCUUUAGUAGCACCUGAACAUCCUGAGUUUUUAACUAAAAACAUUAAGAAUUCAUGGUUAUAUAAGUUUCCAGAUGGUAAACACAACAUUCAUUUAAAAUAUUCUGAUGAAUUUAAUGAUUUGGUGACUAAAUUUCUUUUAGAAUAAGAAAUUUGUUGAAAUUA